AUGGUACAAGGGGAUCAACCUCCACAUGAUGAUAAUUUAUUCAGAGCUUUUGCUAAUGCUCUAUACGCAACGGUAGAUGCCCCAGUAACGUGGUUUAGAGAAAAAGUUGUAGAACCAAACCAGAAAAAAUAUCCUUGGUAUCAUCGUCAAUUCCGUCGCGUACCUACCAUUGAUCAAUGCUAUUCUGACGAUCCCGUAUGUGAUUUCGAAGCUAACUCUCAGUUUAAACGAGACAGGGCUGUUGAUUCAGAGAUUCUUAAUAUUCUACGUAUGCGAUAUGAAGAUUGUAUGAUGUAUGAGACUCCAGACCAUCUCACUGUUUGCAAGCCUUUGUGGGAAAAAUACAAAGAUGCUGAGGAGGCAUGGUUCAUUAAAUAUGGUGACCUCGGAGCUUAUGCCGACGCCAGGAAAGCUUACAUGAAACAGAAACAUCGCAUCAUUUGGGAGAAACGUCAUGGGCCGUUAUCUGACCAAACGAAGUGA
Molecule: messenger RNA, 483 nt
Organism: Parnassius mnemosyne (clouded apollo)
Lineage: Eukaryota; Metazoa; Arthropoda; Insecta; Lepidoptera; Papilionidae
Source: the annotation of a GenBank genome assembly